AUAAAAUGCAUUAAAAUCAAGAAAUAUAUUAUUUAAAAUCCAUUUCAGGGCAGAUAUUGUGACAAAAGUAUACCAGAAAUAAAUGUAAACAGACAUAGUCACUCUCCACUCUGAGCGCUAGAUGGCAGCACGCGCGUGCGCUGAACAGAAGCGGCGCGUGUGUCCGCUUGUCCAAGCGUUCUAUCACGCACGCGCACCGGCGUCACGGCUGUCUGCGACUCUGCGUGAGCGCGCACGCGUUUUGCUGCACCUCAGAGACGGAGCGUUUUCAGCAGCCGUUUCCCGGGCCGUUUCUAACCGUCACCGACACCGUGGACACGCCAAAGGACCACAGUUUAUGAGGACUGACGAGGAAUGUCAUGGAUGUAUUUUGAGAUUGAGGAACAUUUUAAAGGCUGUUGGAUGGCAUUUCUUCAGGAGUUUAUGACACACUAUGGCCACUUUGUGAGUCCCAAUAAUGGAAGAGUGACCGGGGUUGGUUAUAAUGCAGCAAAGAAAAAUGCAGUCCAGUCAUGCAUCAUUUGGCGAUCUUAAUCAAGGGCCCUCUAUUUUCACUGAUGCCCUGGACCCUCUCUCUUCUCUUGGAUUGUAUUAAAAUCGAGUUACGUCUAACAACAAGAAAGACAGUACUGUUUAUCGACAAUAUCAUGUCACAACAAAGAUGAAAUUUCCUUUUAGAUGUCCCAGUUAAAACAAGGACACUGGUCACUUAUGUUAAGAACCUAAACUCUGGAAAAGAGUCAAACUCAAAGGGUGCACAAGACGGAUGAGGUUGCAGUAUGGCAGCUGAAUUUCCCCAAUGGCAACAUUCACGUAUGUGGUUCAGAGGAGAGUGACAGUUGCAUGAUGCAGCGAAGUGGAGGCAUCGUCGGGAACAGCCUGCGGCGGGUGCGACUAACCUGGCUCAGUUUCAUGCUUUUCUUCAUCUUGGUCUUCUUUCCUCUCAUUGCACAUUACUACCUCACCACAAUUGAUGAGGCAGGGGGACCAGAUAAGCGCAUUUUUGGGCCAAGACCUGGAGGAGAGCUGUGUGAAGCCAAGCAUGUGCAAGACCUUUGUCGAAUCCGGGAAUCCGUUAGUGAGGAGCUACUUCAACUGGAGGCAAAGCGUCAAGAGCUCAACGGCGAGAUCGCUCGACUUAACCUACGCAUUGAGGCCUGCAAACGUAGUAUCGACAGUGCCAAACAGGACUUACUGCAACUUAAGAAUGUCAUCAGCCAGACAGAGCACUCUUAUAAGGAACUCAUGGCACAGAACCAGCCAAAACUGUCUUUGCCAGUUAGACUUCUUCCAGACAAAGAUGAUCCGGGGUUCCCUCCUCCAAAAUCAUCCCAAAACUGUCGUUUGCAUACUUGUUUUGAUUAUGCAAGAUGUCCUCUUACAUCUGGUUUCCCUUUCUAUGUUUAUGACACAGGAUCCUAUCCUUGGGGUGAAAAGUUGGACCCUCUUGUUAAACAAGCCUUUGCAUCAUCUGUCAAAAGCAGUGUAUAUAUGACCGAUAAUCCAAACAUUGCUUGUCUCUAUGUAGUGCUUGUUGGAGAAAUUCAAGAAUCACCCUCUUUACCCCCUUCCUCACCCUCAGAACUUGAAAAGCAGCUCAAGGCAUUGCCAUAUUGGAGGUUGGACGGUCACAACCACCUGCUGGUCCACCUGUCUAGAAAGUCUUUGACACAGAACUUCUUGUACAAUGUUAGCACAGGUCGAGCAGCAGUAGCACAGUCUAUCUUUUUUGAACGUCAAUAUAGAGAGGGUUUCGACAUGGUAGUGUCUCCUCUAGUCCACGCACUGUCUGAGCCCAACUUCCUAGAGGUGCCUCCACAAGUCCCGGUAAAAAGAAAGUAUCUCUUCUCCUUUCAGGGAGAAAAGGUUGAGUCUUUGAGGAGCAGUUUUCUUGAAGCCCCACCACAGUCCUUUGAAGAGGAAAUGGAAGGGGAUCCACCAGCUGACUAUGACGAUCGCAUUAUAGGCACACUUAAAGCUGUACAGGACAGUCACCUAGACCAGGUUUUUGUAGAGUUCACUUGCAAGAAUCAGGCCAAGCCUAGUUUGCCAGCAGAGUGGGCAUUGUGUGGGGAGCGUGAGGAUCGUUUAGAGGUACUAAAGGUCUCUACUUUUGCCCUGGUGAUAUCUCCAGGUGAUGGACAGCUGGUGGCAUCCGUAGGCUGUAGCAUGAGACUUUUUGAGGCCUUGGAAGUUGGGGCAAUACCGGUGGUUCUUGGCGACCACUCAAAGUUGCCCUACCAUCACCUCAUACACUGGAGUGAGGCAGUUAUUAUGGUACCCAAGCCUCGUAUUACAGAGUUGCACUUUCUGUUGCGCAGUAUCUCAGACAAUGACCUUCUGGCAAUGCGACGGCAAGGUCGGUUUCUUUGGGAGACAUACUUCUCUACCUCAGAGAGCAUCUUCAGCACCAUCCUGGCUAGUAUACGAACCAGCAUUCAAAUACCAGCAGCACCCAUACGUGAGGAGCCUGCCCAGGAGAUCCCACACAAAGCUGGAAAGUUGGCAGGAACCGACGCUAACAUGGCUGACAAUGGAGACCUGGAUCUGGGGCCUGUUGAAGUUGAGCCCCCUUAUGCUUCGCCCCGCUUCUUGCGUAAUUUCACCUACACUGCUGCUGAUGUCUAUCGCACCUGGAAUCGUGCACCUGGCCCGUUCCAUCUAUUCCCACAUACUCCCCUGGACCCUCUACUGCCCUCAGAGGCCAAGUUUCUGGGGUCAGGGACUGGUUUCCGCCCUAUCGGUGGAGGAUCUGGGGGAUCUGGAAAAGAGUUUCAGGCUGCUCUAGGAGGAAACGUCCCACGGGAACAGUUUACCGUGGUCAUGCUUACUUAUGAACGGGAGGAGGUUCUUAUGAACUCACUGGAGAGGCUAAAUGGCCUUCCUUAUCUCAACAAAGUGGUGGUAGUUUGGAAUUCCCCCAAACCACCUUCCGAUGACCUCCUCUGGCCAGACAUUGGGCUACCCAUCGUGGUGGUACGUACAGAGAAGAACAGCUUAAACAAUCGCUUCAUUCCCUGGGAUGCAGUCGAGACUGAGGCUAUUUUGUCUAUCGAUGACGAUGCCCAUCUGCGACAUGAUGAAAUCAUGUUUGGGUUCAGGGUGUGGCGGGAGGCCAGAGACCGGAUUGUGGGGUUCCCGGGAAGGUUUCAUGCUUGGGACGUAAACCACCAGUCUUGGCUCUACAAUUCCAACUACUCUUGCGAGCUCUCCAUGGUGCUGACGGGUGCCGCCUUCUUCCAUAAGUAUUACGCGUACCUCUAUUCAUACGUCAUGCCUCAAGCCAUCCGUGACAUGGUGGACGAGUACAUCAACUGCGAGGACAUUGCCAUGAACUUCCUCGUAUCACAUAUCACACGCAAACCCCCCAUCAAGGUGACGUCCCGUUGGACUUUCCGCUGUCCUGGAUGUCCGCAGGCUCUGUCGCAUGACGAUUCGCACUUCCACGAGCGCCACAAAUGCAUCAACUUCUUCGUAAAAGUCUACGGAUACAUGCCGCUGUUAUACACUCAGUUCAGAGUCGACUCCGUACUCUUCAAGACGCGACUGCCCCACGACAAGACAAAGUGUUUUAAAUUCAUUUAGCAGAGUGGGGACGGAAACAAGCACAGAAAUCUGACGGAAAACUGACAUAGGAUGGUGUCUCGCUGGGGACAUGAAGGAAAUUAAAGCUUUGUUGUAAAUAUCAGAGUAUUUUACAUGGAAUUUGUUUUCCUUGAAGUCAAGGGAGAACAAUUACAGAAAUUGUCAGGCGUUUUUAAUGUUCACUUGUGCGUGAUCCAUCGGCAACCACUACAGGCUUUAUUUGCACCACUUUUAAUGAUCGACGGAAAAUUACGUGGAUGUCUGCAACUGGGAAACGUAAACGGAUAUCAAACAAACAUUUUGAUCUUGUUAUACUGACUAAACAUGCAGAGUUACAGGUAAAUGGUGGCUGUUUUUAAUGACAUAUCUGAGAAUUAUCGAGAAAUAUGGAAUGGCUGAGGUGUCAUCGCUGUAAACGAUUAAUCUUUUUAUUUUUACUUACUUUCCAUAUACUCUCUUGUAUAGAAUGCACUGAUGGUGAUGUUAUUUUUUUACGUGUGUGUGUGUGUGAGAUGUCGGUGACUAAACGUCACUAAUACCCGUCAAGUCGUUGUUGAUCAUCAGUAAGAAUAGCACAAGACUAAAUCAGUUUAUUAGUGUGAACACAACAAUACCAAACAUCACUGCAUAGGAAUAGCACCAGAUCAAACCACUGAAUGUUUUAACCUCUGUCACAAACAUACCAGAAAAUAAAAUGUCUGUAUAUAACCUCUUCAGUACGCUGACGGAAUAAGGAAUUCAACACCUUUUGCUGGAUAAUCACGUCUUGUUUGUGGUGACUUAAGAGAUCAUAUGAUUUCAUUGGUGAAUCUCACAAAUAUACGUUAUCAUAUAUCACCCCAAAAUCAGAAGAAAAAUAAUACAUAUUGGCUUUCAUGAAGAAAGAUGUCUUGCGUUGUUACAUUAUUUUCAUGACAGUUAUGCACAUUUUCCCCCCCGAUUCUCAUUACCAUAAUGUGACUUUUUUACUUUUAAGGAUUAUUAUUUUAAUUUUAUUUUUGUAAUUACCAGUAUUCUCAGUGGUGAUUCUCAUGAUCAUUACUGUAAAUACUCAAAAAAAAAAAAAAAUCAAAUCAACACAAAUUUGAAAUAAUACCAUGAUUUAUAAAUACUUAACAAUUAGAAAAAUUAUAAUUAUUUAAUGGGGGAAAUGACAGUCAUUUUUGUUUUUGCAGUGAAGUAUUUGCAAUUAUUAUUUAUUUAUUUUGUAAUUUCUAUUAUUCUUAAUGUUGAUUAUCAUUACAUUAUUGUUACUGAAAGUACUGAUGGAAAUAAAUUACUAAUACUUUUUUCCUAUUAAAUGAAGUUUAUUAUUCAAUAUAAAUUGCAGUCCAACAAGUAAUACCAUAUUUUAUAAAUACUUUACUAUUGAAAUAAUAUAAUUAUUAUUAAUUUUUUUUAUGGGGGAAAUGUUCUUAGUUGCCAUGCCAAAAUAUUUACUGCAAAAUUCACUGGAAAACAAAUAGUCCUUAAAUGGUCUUUAAAGACCUGUUUUCUUUAUGCUAAAUAUAGCUUCCCCAUAAAAUGAAGCCCAUUUCUUUGGACUAUAAGACUGUUUGCAUUGUGACAUUUUCAUGACAGUUAUACAUAUUUACAGCUCUAAUUCACAUUACAAUAAUGUGACUGACUGAACUUUUUACUUUCAAGCAUUUUUGUAAUUCCCAAUGUUAUCAAUGGUGAUUCUCAUUAGAUUAUCAUUACUGUAAGUACUGAAAAAAAUAAAAAAACACUUUUUUUUCUUUCAUUUAAAUCAACAAAAAUGUAAUGCAGCCCAACAAAUAAUACCAUAAUUUAUUAAUACUUUACAAUUUAAAUAAUACAUUAUUUUUUAGGAAGUAAAUGUGCUUAAUUGCUAUUAAAAUUAAAAUUAUUUAAUUGUCCUAAAAAAUACGGUAGUUUAUGUGAGAAAUGAAGCACAUUUUGGGACAAAUACAGAAAGUCUUUAAGACUAUUAAGUUUGCAUUGUGACAUCAUUUUUUUAUUACAAUUAAGCACAUUUCCACCACAAAUUCACGCUAAUGUAAUGUGGAAAAACUGUCAUUACUGUUAUACUAUUUUGCUAUUUAAAUCAGCAUAAAUCAGAUUCAUUACAACAAAUAAUGCCAUGAUGUAUACGCUUUACAAUUUAAAUUAUAUAUUUUAUUUUUGCAAGACUGUAGUAUGGAAUUUGGGAGGGGAAAUGUGCUUGAUUAUUAUGAAAACAACAUAUGCAAAACAAAAAACCUUAAUAGUCCUGGCUUCAUUUCAUUUCUCUCCAAGAGAAAGUUCACCCAGGAAUGUAAAUUUUGUCAUCAUUUACUGACUAUCAUAUUUUUCCAAACUCUUAUGACUUUGUUUGUUCUGUGGAACACAAAAAGAGAUGUUAGAAUGAAA
Messenger RNA from Myxocyprinus asiaticus (Chinese sucker), 5958 nucleotides. Its product is annotated as exostosin-like 3. Gene Ontology annotation, cellular component: membrane. The record is from RefSeq and is a predicted model, not a curated record. The transcript has 6 exons. Gene Ontology annotation, molecular function: glycosyltransferase activity. NCBI's taxonomy places the organism in Eukaryota, Metazoa, Chordata, Actinopteri, Cypriniformes, Catostomidae. Bases 844 to 3585 code for a protein of 913 amino acids.